Molecule: messenger RNA, 459 nt
Organism: Cryptotermes secundus
Lineage: Eukaryota; Metazoa; Arthropoda; Insecta; Blattodea; Kalotermitidae
Product: 60S ribosomal protein L15
Exons: 3
Coding region: 115-444 (109 amino acids)
Biological process (GO): cytoplasmic translation
Cellular component (GO): ribosome; cytosolic large ribosomal subunit
Molecular function (GO): RNA binding; structural constituent of ribosome
Source: RefSeq, a predicted model, not a curated record
UUCUCUUCCGGUUGUGGUGGUAGGGAAGUGUACGUGAGUGAUUGUGAAGUUUAAAUGUGGUCAAUGAUCAUUAACAUCUGAAGUAUUAAUUAGUUUGAAGGCUCAUUCUUUGUCAUGGGGGCCUACAAGUACAUUCAGGAGCUGUACCGUAAGAAACAAAGUGAUGUUAUGAGAUUUUUGCUACGUAUCAGGUGCUGGCAGUAUCGCCAGUUGACGAAAAUGCACCGAGCCCCAAGACCAUCACGUCCAGAUAAAGCUCGCAGAAUGGGAUAUAAAGCUAAGCAAGGUUAUGUUAUCUAUCGCAUUUGUGUCCGUCGGGGAGGUCGUAAGCGGCCAGUACCAAAAGGUGCAACAUUUGGAAAACCAAAAAGUCAUGGAGUGAACCAGCUGAAGCCCACUCGCAACUUGCAGUCUGUUGCUGAAGUAUGUAUAUGUCUGAAAUAAAAAAAAGUCAAGGAA